AAUUGUGAGACGAAGUACAGUGCAGCACAGUCGGUAGGUCCCGGCUGCCAGCGUGGGAACAGCACAAGAGCGAUUCGGUCAAUCCAGAACUAGCUUCAGGCCUCAUCAACUUCAACGUUAACAAUCAUGGUAGCACCCCGGGGAACACGCACUUUCAUGCGUAACUGGUUUGCCAUCGAGGCAAUUCCUAUCUACGCCGUUAUUGGCUUGGCCGUCGGUGGUGCAGGCUGGUAUUUGACCCGUCUUGCUCGUGGUCCUACGGUCGUUUGGACGAAGAGUAACCCUACUCCCUGGAACGACGUCAAACAAGAUGAAAACACCAAAAUAAUGGAUGUCAACUCGAAGUUUGCAAAGAGCUGGUCGAGGGACAAGCUAUAACUUAAGCUCGCGUUGGAGGAGUGAUAUACCUUUCUUUCAGUCGUGCUCGUUGUCAUAUUACAGUUUCAAUUAUAUUUUGGAAUCUGUUUUCCUCUAUUCAUGGCAGUUUCAUGUGACCAGCGCAUGUAAUUUUCGGGCCGGAUAGUUUGUGGUCUUGGGACCGGUUAGUCAGUGUAAAAAGACAACAUGCAACGGAUUGCGAUUUUCUCAUUGGCC
Molecule: messenger RNA, 594 nt
Organism: Suillus bovinus
Lineage: Eukaryota; Fungi; Basidiomycota; Agaricomycetes; Boletales; Suillaceae
Exons: 5
Coding region: 127-378 (83 amino acids)
Source: RefSeq, a predicted model, not a curated record